Molecule: messenger RNA, 3341 nt
Organism: Xiphophorus couchianus (Monterrey platyfish)
Lineage: Eukaryota; Metazoa; Chordata; Actinopteri; Cyprinodontiformes; Poeciliidae
Gene: morn4
Product: MORN repeat containing 4
Exons: 5
Coding region: 92-532 (146 amino acids)
Biological process (GO): response to axon injury
Cellular component (GO): cell projection
Source: RefSeq, a predicted model, not a curated record
UCAGCCGGUGUUUUCAUUUAUUUACGCCCCUCCUGUCGUACACGGUGGUUUAGAUGCUUCAGAGAGAACAGGCUUUGAGUGAAGGAAGACCAUGACUUUGACCAGAGGAUCUUUUACUUAUGCCAGUGGAGAGGAGUACCACGGCGAGUGGAAAGAAGGUCGGCGACAUGGCCUAGGCCAGCUCAAGUUUCAGGAUGGAACAUGCUACACUGGCCAGUUUGAGAAUGGACUCUUUCACGGUUCGGGUGUGCUGCUUUUUACAGACGGAUCCCGGUACGAAGGAGAAUUUGCUCACGGAAAGUUUCAAGGUUCAGGAAUCUUUAGUCGAUUCGAUGGCAUGAAGUUUGAAGGAGAAUUCAAAGAUGGCCGUGUUGAGGGAUAUGGGCUAUUGACGUUCCCUGAUGGAACUCAUGGUGCUCCACGAAAUGAGGGCUUGUUUCAAAACCACAAGCUGCAGAAAAGGGAGAAGUGUCCUGGAGUGGUGCAGCGUGCUCAGGCCUCAGCCUCCAGCGCUCACAGCCUGGCGCUAUGACUGCCUCAGACCAUAAAGGUGUUAGGACUAAACUUUCAGCACCUUCCAGAUGGGCCUUAAGGGUGAACACUCUCUUUCACAACCUCUCUUUGUCUGGUUUUUACCAUUUCUUUGUCUGCUUGUCCACACUUAAAGUGACUUAAGGGAAAUGCAUUUGAACAUUUUUGGAUGACUUUCUAUGAAAUGAAGAACUUCGUGAAGCACACCUUCAAGUAAUGUAAGCAGGGAAAGCUGCUGUCUUUCAUAUUGACAUCAGACCAUAAAAUGUGUCUGUUUCUUUCUAUAGCCAAUCAUUUUGCUGCUGAUUAGAGAAAUUACUUUUUUAAAAUACUGUUUUUAUUAGAAUAGCUUAAAAUUUAGUAAAAGAAAAAAAAAGGAAAACUCAAGGCUGCGUGUUAAAAAAAAGAAUGUACAUAUUUAACUAUUCACAUUUGCCUUAAAGAUAUUUUCACACAAUCACAUGCUUGUUCAUAAAAUAAUCAGAUGAUGAACAACACCUUCUCCUCACAUUCUCACUGCAUGACUUUGCCUUGAGGUACCUAUCAGUUUAAGGAGUUGAAAGUCUGAUUAAGGAUGGUUUUAACUCUGUCAUUUGCAAGUCUUCUUCUUGAUGAUUAUUAUUAUUGGGAAAGAAGAUCACCAUGACUCCACAUUUGUACAACAUGUUAGAAUCAUUCAGUGGAGCUCAGAGGUUUACAUACGGUCAUCAUCAGCAUGAAUUCAGGGACGUAUGAUCGUCCAACAAACAAACAAUUUCAAUGAAUUUGAGAAACCAGAGUUGGAUAAAGAAUAUUGAAUUUAUUGUUGUGGGUUUUCUCUGCUGAAAACAGAAUAAAAAUAAUACACACAUUUACCCCAUUAAUAUUUACUCAGCUAUAUCCUAGUUUGUUAAAGGGGAAACAUAAAUAUAUAUAUAUUUUUUCAUCAGCAAACUCUUGGUGCAAUUCUGGCUGGAUGUUUGACUCCUUCUAUCAAACAUGGAAGAGUUUGUUUAAAUCAUGUGGUUUUCUGGCAACCACUCUGUACUCACAGUGUAUGGAUUUUUGUGAAACGUUUAACCUGCUUUAUUAGUUUCCAAAGCCAGUUUUGUUUUUUUAUUUGGAAUCAAAACAAAAAUGCAUAAAGCAGGUGAACAUUUAGCUUUUGAAUCAGUCCCUAUUUCAUAAUGACAAUUUGUAAGCUUUUCUGCAACUUGUUGAAGGACAAUUUUCCAAAUGUUAGUGGGAUUAUAUGUAUACUUUUAAUCCUGUAGAGAAAGUUUACAUUAAAUUCAAACUUGCCCAAGUUCUUGUUUUAAAAUUCAUUGUCGUCAUUUGUUGUAUCAUUGUAUUGUUGCAACUAGGUGUGUCAUGAUAACAAAUUUUGCUAGAUGAUAAAUUAUCCCAGAAGUUUUUACCAUAAACGAUAAUAUUGUUCUGAGACCAUUUACAAGAGAUAUAGUGAAAAUACCAUAAAAAUGCAAGAGCACAUUCUCAAAGAUCAACAAACUUUAAAUUUUAAUAAACACAGGAAUUCAAAGACAUUUUAAAUAUUGAAAAUAAAUAAACCAAGCAACAGAAACAACAAAUGAAAUUAUUUAUGAAGUCUCUCUAAAAAUGGGGCCUAUUUGAAACCAAUGCAGCAGGCUGAAGAUUUUUGUCAUCCAGUUUUUGGUAGAAAGUGAGAGAGAAAAGAGAAAACAAUAAGUCAUGCAAAUGGAAAUUAUUGAGUUUGUUUUAAUUUAUCUUGGGAUUAAUUGAUUGAUUGCUUAUUGUGACAAGCCUAGUUGCAACAUGGAAAAAGAGUGGCCCUACUGCAUCAUUAAAAGCCCAACAAUUAAUCUGAUGCACAUUCUGAUGGUGACUGAAUGUAACUUUCUCACCAGCACCUUGUGUUGAAUCUAUGGAUCUAGAUAAUUUAGGCAGCUAAAUGAAAAAAAAUGUAUGUACUUGUUUAUUAAUGUGUGUAAGGUGUAUAAAUAUCAAUUGUAUCUAACUGUAUCAAUUUUAAUUUUAAGCAGUCUGAAUUAGUGGAAAAUUGUGUUUUUAUCAUGUUUGAUAUUUUGACACAUAAUUUAUUACAGCUGAUCACAGCUAUUAUGUGUUCUGUAUACUUGAAUGUUUAACAGGCCUUACAACACAUCAGUAGACAUUAUUUAUUCUAGUGUUGCCUCCAAAACUUCAACCAAAAACAACCAUGUCAUAUAAGAAGUAUGAAAACCUGAAAUGGUCAGUAGUGCAAACAAACAGGCCUUAGAGUUGGAUAGUAAAGACAAAUCAAUGAGAAUUUCAACUGGAAUUUAAGUACAUAUGAACAAAAACUGACCCAUUGAUUAAACAAGGAAAUAUUUGGUUUCAGUUAUUUCUGAAGUCAGAUUAGAAAGUUUUACAUUUUCACUGCUACAUUCUGUGAAAAAAGAAUUGAUUGAUUCUCUUGAUUCUCAAGCUUGACAUUAUGUGAAGUUGUCAUAAUGUGUUAUGAGACUUAAAAGAGACUUAAAAACAGAUACUCUGACCUGUUUUGGUAUCAGUAACACUAUUUUGGUGCACAUUUAAAGUAUGCUGCAUGUGUAAAUGGAUUUGUUCCCUCCCCAACUGAUCUCACAAGAGUCAUGCUUCCAUUUCCAUCUGGAAACAAAUGGUGCUUUACAAAUGUGCCUGUCCACAAUUUGAUUUGCCUGGUAAAAUAAAAAUAUCUUGUUGCCAUGGUGUUACCUUUUUGAGGAUUGUUACCAUGUGGUCUUUAAAUAAAGCAUCCACUGAUUUCCUGGAAUUCGUCUGGUUAUGUAUCAUGGAGGCGUAUUUAAUAAAGGGUGUAUUGUAAAAAGAAA